Molecule: messenger RNA, 2680 nt
Organism: Coccidioides immitis RS
Lineage: Eukaryota; Fungi; Ascomycota; Eurotiomycetes; Onygenales; Onygenaceae
Product: leucine Rich Repeat domain-containing protein
Exons: 2
Coding region: 278-2680 (800 amino acids)
Cellular component (GO): cytoplasm
Molecular function (GO): protein kinase binding
Source: RefSeq, a predicted model, not a curated record
CCUUUGGUGUAAAUUCCCAUCCUAGAGCAUCCGCUGCUCUGGCAAGGCGAGCUCACCCUCACCUGCACUGACUCAUUCUCGCUGAGUCGGAUCGCAGCCUUGUUGGGCUGUCACUCCUGCUGAGCCGACAGGCAGCACCAGGAGCCUCAAUCAUCCUCCACCUGGGCCUGCUCUUCAUUCUCACGAUGUCGUCUCACUACUCCAUAGCUACCUGUGUGCAGUGAUUGCAGCCCGUUUUGACUGGAUCUGGAUUCUUCGCCCAGUCAACGCCGUCAAGAUGGAGAAGCUCAACACCGAAGAUGGCCAGCUCUUCAUCAAGAACCUCGCCAGAUUUGUACGCACUCAUGAAAAAGCAUUGGCCAAUGCCCUUCAGAUGAGACGCCAGACCUCGAAGAGCCUUGAUUCUUCGAUCUCCCCGCCGAUCACCGGUCGACAUGGCUCGUCCAGUCGUUCCGCUACCUCCUCUUCCUUAGCCGCCGUCUUCUCCCUGGGCUCCCUGAGCUUUACGUCUCACAAUAUCAAGCCCGCGAAGUUGACCCUCACCCCUCACCAUGUUUUCUAUCUUCUGUCGCGCUUCGAGGAGUUGUCCGUUCCCGUAGGUCCAAUGAAUAUUCGUUUGGAGAAUAUCAACACAGAGGCCUCCUCGGCGUAUGUUUCAUUUUUAAACAAGCCGCGCCGGCCGAAGGGCGAUAGAGACUCUAUCCACUCCGUGUCAAGUGUCCGUAGUGUUCUGUCCGGCAUGAGCGUGUUCUGGUCUUCCUUUGGCCUGGGAUCCAAGGACUCUGUUUCCAAAUCCGACAAGGCCAGGGCAGCGAUCGAAAGUGACCUAAAGUACUUAUAUUCCGCGUUUACUAAAAUCCCGUGUCUGAGGCUGGCUCCUGACCACCGUGCCCGCUUGAUCCGUGGCUAUGAAGAGUUCCCGUUUGACACCGCUGUUCCACUCCAUGCCUUUAAAAACCUUGGUUCUCUGGAGAUAAUCGAUGUUGAUUUCCGUUCUUUCUAUGGUUGGGACCGUUUGGCCGAACAGCUUAGGACCCUGACCCUUAAGCGCGCGAGCGUUGAUGACGUUGGAGACUUGCUUACAGGAAUUGUCUUGGACGAUAUUGACAAGCGGAGACGAAGGUCCACAAGGAAUCCUCAGUCUCCUGUCAGUGGUGGCACAACUGCCAGUCCGGUUACGCAGCCAGAACCUGUGAGAGCAUCCUCCGCUCCGGGAUCCCCCGUCUCUGAUCACAAUUUCGGAAACCGUUCGAGUCCUAAAUGUGGCUCUGCCAUGGUUAGAGCAGGCUCUGCGGAGGGCCUCAAGCAGCGUCGAGAGGGGAGUGCGUCUCCUCCUCGGCCCCCCAGCUCGAGACGUCGCCACAUUCGCGGAGCCUCGACGAAGAUCAAGCGAUCUGGCUCUGGAAGCUCGAAUUCUAGUGAGUGCUCUACUGUGUAUCGUCAUCGGAGCAUGUCGAACCUCCUAGCUGCCGGAAUAUUACCAUCAACUAAAUGGCGUUUCCUUCGACAUCUCGGUCUGCCCGAUAAUUCGAUGACUAGUAUCACAGCUAUAAGCCUCGCACCAGUUGCAAACACUCUACAUUCUCUGGAUCUGUCCUGGAACCUUUUCACCGAAGUGCCUGACAGUCUCUCGACGUUGGUGGCUCUCCGUUCGCUAAAUCUAUCUCACUGUAUGAUAGGAUCUCUGCAUUCUCUUUCACGAAAUCCUCUUCCUGCAAUCACGGCCUUGAAUCUUCGUGCCAAUCGCUUGCGAUCUAUUGCCGGUGUGGAACGCUUGCUCUCGUUAGAACGUCUUGAUUUGCGAGAGAACAACAUCCCCGAUCCCACCGAGAUGGCGAGGUUGACUUCUAUUCCAUAUCUACGGGAGAUUUGGGUCGCAGGAAACCCAUUUACCAAAUCACACUCCGAUUACAGAGUUACUAUCUUCAACCUAUUCCGGCGCACCCCAGGAUUCUCGGAAGAUAUCCUCAUCGACGGUAGUGGGCCAACUUACUCCGAAAGGAAGAAGCUGGUUGAGCGAGUCGCAGAGCCUGAGAGCGCUCCUGUUAUUAGACCCAACGAACAAGCCAACUCACGCGAAGACGAUGUCCUGAUCGCGGAACCUGUCAUUACACAGUGUGCACAGCCCAAAGCGCUAGAGGAGAAGGCGACGAACCCCGCUUCCAUACGCAAACAAGAACAUGCGGUUGGAUCGACUCGACGCAAGAAACCUCACAGACGGAGAAUUGUUGAUUUAUCGCAGGACGAGAGCAGGGAUACCCUGGCUUCAGAAAUCGUCGAGCCAACCACUCCUAAAUCGGAGUCGCCCUUCCAAGAGCGCCAAGACACACUUACACGCCCGGCUCUCCCGCGACUGAACACGGGCUCCGACUCCGUUUCGCCCGUGCUAUCUAAAGUUGCAGGGGCGGGUAGCGCAGCGCAUUUUCUUCCUGCUAUCGAAGGUGUUGACUGGGAUAGUAGUGGAGACAUCUACCGCCAACGUUUAGAGGCUUUGAAACAAGAAGUCGGUACCAACUGGCUUACUGUUCUAGACGAUGAGACUUGGGGCGGCAAGCAGAGGGAUAUUGGAUUCCCCUCAUCAGACGGCUCGGGUCUUCAUCCUGUCGGCCCUAUUCACCCUCAUCGUAUGACAGGGGCAACAGGCCACGCGAUUGCUUCUAGUGGUCGAACACUGGGCUAA